AGGAGACUCAUAAUUAACAACUACUAGUUUCAACUCUAAUGGCUUCCUCAAACACAUCUCCAACAAGCUUUGAGACUCAAGUGGCAGAAUUUAUUAAGGCAAGGGGAGGUAAUGCAUACCAAUACCCGUACCCUUCUCACGUGAACGCAGCGAGCUUUGUUUCUAUCAAGCUGUUAAGCAAAACCAAUUAUGGUCUGUGGCGGGAACAGAUGAUGUGCCUUGUAGAGAGUCAUGAUAUGCUUAAUUUCAUCAAUGGCACACUGAAAAACCCCAAGGAGCAUGCCAAUUCUAACAAGCAAUGCGAUAAUACUGUGGAGGCCAAAUAUCGCGAAUGGAAAAGAUCGGACACGCUUGUGAAAGGAUGGAUUUUUGGUUCACUUAGUGAAAAUGUCAUGCAUACUGUUGCUGGCCUCUACACAGCUAACGAUGUAUGGGAGAAGCUAAAGACUACUUAUAGUACUCCGCCUGCUUCAACCACCACCACUGCGAGCUGCAGCAACACCAUCAAAAAAGAUGAAGCGGAGUAUCUCCCAUUAUAUAGAGCUAUUACAAGGAACGACUGGGAAAAAGCGCAUGAAAUUUUCAACCAGGACAAGGAUGCAUUGACUGCUAAACUCGAUAAUUUGGGGAGUAGAGCACUACACAUUGCAAUAGAGAAGGCGGAAAGCAUCCAGUUUCUUGAGAAUCUGUUGAAGGAGAUAAACCCUGAGUCACUUCCAACUCUGGUGACUAUUUAUAGCGGAAACCCACUUCACCAUGCUGCAGCUAUCGACAACACCAUGGCUGCAAAGCUGUUGGUGAAGAAAAAUCCAUGUUUGUUAUUUAGUUUGGACGGGAAUUCCUCCUUACCUAUCCAUACAGCAAGUUUAAAUUCUCAUAGAAGAACUUUCUUAUACUUGCUUGAUGCGUGCAAAAAACAUAUUCUUCUCUCCCAAGAAGAUGGAUAUCACAGUCCCUUUGAGGGCAUAAACGGUGCUCGGCUUCUCAGUACUGCAAUUGAAUCAGGGUUUUUGGAGGCUUCAAAUGAGUUGAUCAAGGAUUACCCUGACAUGGCUAGAUCAAAGUGCAUCCAGGACAACGCACAUUGCGUACCACUCUGGUCUAUUUCGAGCAUGUGGGACUUGUAUCACAGUGGAACACGAUAUAACUUCUACCAAAGAUUGGUUUACGCUUAUGUGCCGAUCGAGAAAAACCGAAUGCAUGAUACAAAUAAGAUCCAGGAUGUUGAGAACCAAGAGACUUAUAAGGCCAAGUUUCUGAGCAAGAGCAUGGAGACCUGCUUCUAUGUCAUCGAGAGGAUGUAUGUGAAAAUAUGGAAAGCUGCCCUACUAAAAGGUAAGCAAAAUUUCCUUUGA
Molecule: messenger RNA, 1355 nt
Organism: Lactuca virosa
Lineage: Eukaryota; Viridiplantae; Streptophyta; Magnoliopsida; Asterales; Asteraceae
Source: the annotation of a GenBank genome assembly